AUGGGGUCCACAUCCGAGCUGCUCUUCUACGUGAACGGCCGCAAGGUGAUAGAAAAACAUGCUGAUCCUGAAACAAUGCUGCUGCCAUAUCUGAGGAAGAAGCUCCGACUCACGGGAACCAAGUAUGGUUGUGGAGGGGGAGGCUGUGGUGCCUGUACAGUGAUGAUAUCAAGAUAUAACCCCAUCUCCAAGAAGAUAAGACAUUACCCAGUGAACGCCUGUCUGACCCCCAUCUGUUCUGUGUAUGGCGCUGCGAUCACCACCGUGGAGGGAAUAGGAAGCACCACAACACGUCUUCAUCCUGUCCAGGAGAGGAUCGCCAAGUACCAUGGCACCCAGUGUGGCUUCUGCACCCCUGGAAUGGUGAUGUCUAUGUACACACUGCUCAGGAACCAUCCAGAGCCCAGCCUGGAUCAGCUAACGGAUGCCCUUGGUGGUAAUCUGUGCCGUUGUACUGGAUACAGGCCAAUACUUGAUGCAUGCAAGACUUUCUGUAAUGCUUCUAACUGCUGUCAAAAUAAAGAAAAUGGGUUUUGCUGUUUGGAUCAAGGAAUAAAUGGAAUACCGGAAGAUAAGGAGGAAGAUAAGAUAACUUCAGACCUCCUCCCGGAAGGAGAUUUUCUGCCGUUGGAUCCAACCCAGGAACUGAUAUUUCCACCUGAGCUCAUGAGAAUGGAUGAGAAGCCACUCCAAAAGACCAGGGUUUUUGUUGGCGAAAGAGUGACGUGGAUUUCCCCAGUGACCUUGAAGGACCUUCUGGAAGCCAAAUCCAAGUACCCACAAGCUCCUAUUAUCAUGGGGAACACCUCUGUAGGGCCUGGAAUGAAAUUUAAAGGCAUUUUUCACCCAGUUAUAAUUUCUCCUGACAGAAUUGAAGAAUUGAAUGUUGUUAGCCAUGCCCACGAUGGGCUGACCCUGGGUGCUGGCCUCAGUCUGGCCCAAGUGAAAGACAUCUUGGCUGAUGUGGUUCAGAAGCUCCCAGAGGAAAACACUCAGAUAUAUCGUGCUCUCCUGAAGCAUUUAAGAACCUUGGCCGGCUCCCAGAUCAGGAACAUGGCAUCCUUAGGGGGCCACAUUGUCAGCAGGCAUCUGGAUUCAGACCUGAACCCCCUGCUGGCCCUGGGGAACUGCACCCUCAACUUGCUGUCCAAAGAAGGAAAACGCCAGAUUGCUUUAGAUGAACAGUUUCUCAGUAAGCGUCCCAAUGCCGAUCUUAAACCUCAAGAAAUCUUGAUCUCAGUGAACAUUCCCUACUCCAGGAAGUGGGAAUUUGUGUUGGCCUUCCGACAAGCCCAGCGGAAACAGAAUGCUCUAGCAAUUGUCAAUUCUGGAAUGAGAGUCUUUUUUGGUGAAGGGGAUGGCAUCAUUAGAGAGUUGGCCAUUUUGUAUGGUGGUGUUGGUCCAACUGUCGUCUGUGCCAAGAAUUCAUGCCAGAAACUCAUUGGAAGGCCCUGGAAUGAAGAGACAUUGGACACAGCGUGCAAGUUGAUUCUGGAUGAAAUCUCCCUUCCAGCCUCAGCUCCAGGUGGGAAGGUGGAGUACAAGAGGACCCUCAUGAUCAGCUUCCUCUUCAAGUUCUACCUGGCAGUGUCCAAGAUUUUGAAGAAGAUGGAUCCAGGUCGCUAUCCCAGCCUUGCAGACAACUAUGAGAGUGCUCUAGAAGAUCUUCAAGCUAGACACAAUCACAGUACCUUGAAGUACCAGGAUAUAGACACAACGAAGUUUCCUCGAGACGCAGUUGGCUCUCCCAUCAUGCAUGUGUCUGGUGUUAAACAUGCCACAGGGGAAGCCAUCUACAUUGAUGACAUGCCUGUAGUGGAUCAAGAACUCUUCAUGGUUUUUGUAACUAGUUCAAGAGCUCAUGCCAAGAUUGUGUCUAUUGAUCCAUCAGAGGCCCUCAGCAUGCCAGGUGUAGUGGAUGUUUUGACUGCUGAGCACCUUCAGGAUGCAAAUUUCUUCCACACAGAGAUGUUUCUGGCAAAAAAUGAGGUAUUGUGUGUGGGUCAACUCAUCUGUGCCGUGGUUGCAGAAUCUGAGGUUCUGGCAAAACAAGCUGCUAAGCGAGUGAAGAUUGUCUAUCAAGACCUGGAGCCAGUGAUCCUAACAAUCCAGGAAGCUAUACAGCACAAAUCCUUCUUUGAACCAGAGAGGAAGCUGGAAUAUGGUAACAUCAAUGAAGCGUUUAAAAUGGUGGAUCAAAUUCUGGAAGGUGAAAUACAUAUGGGAGGCCAGGAACAUUUUUAUAUGGAAACCCAUAGUGCGCUUGUCAUUCCCAAAGGAGAGGAUCAAGAAAUGGAUGUCUAUGUAUCUACACAAUUUCCCAAACUUGUACAGGACAUAGUUGCCACAACCUUGAAGCUCCAAAUUAAUAAGGUCAUGUGUCAUGUCAAACGCGUUGGUGGGUCAUUUGGUGGGAAGACGUUUAAAUCCGGUAUUUUGGCUGCCAUUGCUGCAUUUGCUGCCAACAAACAUGGUCAUGCAGUCCGUUGUGUUCUGGAACGAGGAGAAGACAUGUUAAUUACUGGAGGCCGUCAUCCUUACCUGGGAAAGUACAAAGUUGGGUUCAUGAACGACGGCAGGAUCAUGGCCUUGGACAUGGAACAUUAUGGCAAUGCAGGCUGCACCCUGGAUGAGUCAUUACUUGUGAUAGAAAUGGGACUUCUGAAAAUGGAAAAUGCAUACAAGCUCCCCAACGUGCGCUGCCGGGGCAGGGUGUGCAAAACCAAUCUUCCCUCCAACACAGCUCUUCGUGGCUUUGGCUUUCCCCAGGCGGGGCUGAUCAUUGAGUCCUGCAUCGCAGACGUCGCAGCCAAAUGUGGCUUGUCCCCUGAGAAGGUCCGAACAAUAAACUUGUACAAGGAAAUUGAUGAAACACCCUAUAAGCAAGAGAUUAAUGCCAAGAAACUGAUCCAGGCUUGGAAUGAAUGUAUGACCAAGUCUUCUUACUCCCUGAGGAAAGUGGCUGUGGAGAAGUUCAAUGCAGAGAAUUACUGGAAGAAGAGAGGGCUGGCCAUCAUCCCACUCAAGUAUCCUGUGGGUCUUGGCUCGAUUAUCUAUGGCCAGGCUGCUGCCCUGGUUCACAUUUAUCUAGAUGGUUCUGUCCUGAUCACUCAUGGUGGGAUUGAAGUGGGGCAGGGCAUCCACACUAGACUAAUCCAGGUGGUCAGCCGUGAACUAAAGAUACCGAUGUCAAACAUCCACCUGCGUGGAACAAGCACAGAAACUGUCCCCAACACUAACUGCACUGGAGGCUCUGUGACGGCCGAACUCAAUGGACUGGCAGUCAAGGAUGCUUGUGAAACUCUUCUAAAACGCCUGGAACCCAUCAUCAGCAAGAAUCCAAAAGGAACUUGGAAGGAAUGGGCCCAGGCUGCCUUUAAUGAAUGCAUCAGCCUUUCAGCAACUGGCUACUUCAGGGGCUACAACUCAAACAUUGACUGGGACAAAGGUGAAGGAAAUCCCUUUGAGUACUUCGUCUAUGGAGCUGCCUGUUCUGAGGUUGAGAUAGACUGCCUGACGGGGGACCACAAGACCAUCAGAACAGACAUUGUCAUGGAUGUUGGCUACAGUAUAAACCCUGCCCUCGACAUGGGCCAGGUUGAAGGUGCCUUUAUUCAGGGCUUAGGACUUUAUACAAUAGAGGAACUGCAGUAUUCUCCUCAGGGCAUCCUCUACUCUCGUGGCCCAAGCCAAUACAAAAUUCCUGCCAUCUGUGACAUCCCCACAGAGUUGCACAUUUCUUUUUUGCCUCCAACUGAAAAGUCCAAUACCCUGUAUUCAUCUAAGGGCUUGGGAGAGGCUUCGUUGUUCCUUGGGUGCUCGGUGUUUUUCGCCAUCCAGGAGGCGGUGAGCGCAGCGCGGCAGGAGCGGGGCCACUCAGUACCUUUGAAGCUCAACAGUCCACUCACCCCUGAGAAGAUCAGAAUGGCCUGUGAAGACAAGUUCACAAAGAUGAUUCCCAGAGAUAAGCCAGGAUCCUAUGUUCCCUGGAAUAUACCUGUGUGA
Messenger RNA from Ochotona princeps (American pika), 4005 nucleotides. RefSeq names its product aldehyde oxidase 1 (gene AOX1). NCBI's taxonomy places the organism in Eukaryota, Metazoa, Chordata, Mammalia, Lagomorpha, Ochotonidae. The record is from RefSeq and is marked provisional. Gene Ontology annotation, molecular function: oxidoreductase activity; 2 iron, 2 sulfur cluster binding; FAD binding.